AUGGUCAAGAGCCAUGGACUGAGAGGCUGCCGUGCAAGAAAGAAGCCCUUGCUCCAGAAAAGGCACCUUAAGACUCGGCUGAAGUUUGCAGCUGAUCACAUGGACGAAGAUAAAACCUUCUGGAGGAAAGUUCUGGGGUCAGACAAAACAAAAAUCGAGCUGUUUGGCCACAACACCCAGCAAUAUGUUUGGAGGAGAAAAGGCGAGGCCUUUAAAAGUGUAAGUGAAAAAAGUGUAUGUUCUCAAUCGAGCCACUGUGACCCUGAACCCAAACUGGCCUCUGAUAUACAGAGCUGCAGAGGAACAAGUGGAGAUGAAUCAACAGACUGGAGCGAUGUUGUCGUAUUAACUUUGUAUGAACUCUCUGUGUCUCCAUCAUGGCUGAGUCCUGGAGCCUCAGUGACUCUGAGCUGUCAGGUUGAACCUUCACCUUCAGGAACCAGGUUCUUCUGGUAUAAAGCUGUUCCUGAUCCACCACGCAGAUCCUACAGCUAUGAGCUGCUGCCUGGCAGCUCUGAUGGGACUGAUGAGAAUUUCUACAUUGUUCAUGGACUCAAUAAUACAGCAGGUUAUGUGUGUGAAGCAGGACGUGGAAAACCAAACUACAGAGAUCCAAGUUUUGUCUUUUCAGCAGGCCAAGCGCAGAUCUUUGCACAAGUGAACAUGCAGCGGACAGGAAGCAUAACGGCUUCUAAUAACGGCUGCCACCAAAGCGGGGAGGAAACCGACAGUCUACACAUAGGUAGUCAGGUAGACCUCGCAUUUGAUCUGCAUGUGAGGAUGAGGAACGAGCUGCUGCUGAGGCUGAACUUCUUCGCUGCAGUCUUAAGUUUCCAAGCCAACUGUGAUCCUUCAACCCAGUGGUCUGUUGUAUAUAGUGGAGAGAAAGUCACUCUGAGAUGUAAGAUCAAGGAAGGAGGAAGAACUCAGUGGACAUAUGAAUGGAGAACAAACAAUGGAAACAUUCAAAUAAGAUCCAGUGAAUACAGCAUCAAUGAAGUCUCUGAAUAUCACAGUGGAGUUUACAGAUGUAUGGCUGCAGGAGAUCAUCAACAAACAGAAUGGAGCGAUGGCGUCACACUGACAGUGAAAUCAUAUAAACCCAGAGCCACAUUGACAGCAGACCCAACAUUCAUACCAGCAGGGGGCAGCACGACACUGACCUGCUCUGUGGACGAAUCUGAUGACUGGAAGUUUGAUUGGUUCAGAAAUGAUCAACAAUAUUCUGCAGCGAGAGGAAACAGAGAUCCAAACAGAGUUAUCUAUGUCUCAGAGGGAGGAGAGUACAGCUGCAGAGGAGGAAGAAAAUAUUCAAGUUUUCAAACUGAAAAAAGUGAUAAAAUCUCUGUUGUGAAAAUUGUUUCCAAGCCGACUGUGAUCCUUCAACCCAGUGGGUCUGUUGUAUAUAGAGGAGAGAAAGUCACUCUGAGAUGUGAGAUCAAGGAAGGAGGAACUCAGUGGACAUAUGAAUGGAGAAAAAACAAUGGAGACAUUCAAAUAAGAUCCAGUGAAUACAGCAUCAAUGAAGUCUCUGAAUAUCACAGUGGAGUUUACAGCUGUAUGGCUGCAGGAGAUCAUCAACAAACAGAAUGGAGCGAUGACGUCACACUGACAGUGAAACUUUCCAAGCCGACUGUGAACCGACAACCCAGUGGGUCUGUUGUAUAUAGAGGAGAGAAAGUCACUCUGAGAUGUGAGAUCAAGGAAGGAGGAGGAACUCAGUGGACGUAUGAAUGGAGUCCAGACAAUAGAAACUCUCCAACAUCCAAUGAAUACAGCAUCAACAGCGUCUCUGAGUCUGACAGUGGGAGUUACUAUUGUAUGGCUAGUAAAGGAGAUCAGAACUCAGGCUGGAGUUUUCACUUUCCACUGACAGUGAAAUCUCCCAAACCUCAGCCUGUCCUCUCUGUGUCUCCAUCAUGGCCGAAUCCUGGAGCCUCAGUGACUCUGAGCUGUGAGGGUUUGGAGCUUCAAUCAGCAGGAUGGAGGUUCUUCUGGUAUAAAGCUGUUCCUGAUCUGUCCAAGCUGAAUCAACCAUCCUACACUUAUGACUCUACCUGGCACAGCAUCAAUGGGACUGAGCAGAACUCCUUCAUCAUUAAUGGACCGACUCAAACCAGCAGGAUAUCAGUGCAGAGCAGGAGAGGAGAACCAAAGUUUUACACUCGUUACAGUGAAAUAAAGUUUAUCUGGUCUGCAGGUCAGUCAGCAGCAGCUUCUCUCACUGUGAGUCCUGACAGAGUUCAACACUUUUGGUCUGAAUCCGUCACACUGACUUGCAAAGGAAACUCCACUGACUGGAGAGUGAGGAGGUUUACAGAAACAGGCCGACUGUCAGACUUUACCUGCUCCACCUGGGGGACAAUGACUGGAUCUACAUGCACCAUCAACAAGUACUGGUCUGAUAGUGGAGUGUACUGGUGUGAGUCUGGAUCAGGAGAGUUCAGCAAUGCAGUGAACAUCACUGUACAUGGUUAUUAUUAUGAUGAUAUUAUCCUGGUGAGCCCUGUUCAUCCUGUGACUGAGGGAAAUCCUGUUACUCUGAGCUGCAGAAAUAAACAACAAUUUCUCUCCAAUGUGUUUUUCUAUCAUAAUGAUAAACUCAUCAAUAAUGACAGCAGAGAGGAGCUGAAUAUCUCUGCAGUGUCAAAGUCAGAUGAAGGUUUCUACAAAUGUAAACAUUCAGAAAAAGAGUCACCAGGAGCUGGAGUCUCUGUGUCCAGUCGUGGCAGCUCUACAUUUCCUGACAAGCUGAUCGUUGGACUGGUUGUUGGAAUCGUUCUCAUUAUUCUCAUUAUUCUCCUGCUCUUGUUGUGGUGCUGUCGUCGGUCCAAAGACUCGUGGUGUAUCAGCUCCAAUCAGUCCAACAGAAAUGAUGUCAUCAACCAGACUGGAAGCCAUGGUUACAACACUCUUCGUCUCGGUGAUGUUGGCAUCUAUGGGUCAGUCACAUCCCAGGGAGCUGCAGGAGAUGGUGACACUCACUUCUACGAGUCAGUUCAAUACCCGAAAGUGGAGGACAAGGUAUUAAUUUUCAAAGACUUGAUGAUGUAA
Messenger RNA from Poeciliopsis prolifica (blackstripe livebearer), 3054 nucleotides. RefSeq lists its product as uncharacterized. Lineage: Eukaryota; Metazoa; Chordata; Actinopteri; Cyprinodontiformes; Poeciliidae. Gene Ontology annotation, molecular function: DNA binding; transmembrane signaling receptor activity. Gene Ontology annotation, biological process: DNA integration; cell surface receptor signaling pathway; DNA transposition. The record is from RefSeq and is a predicted model, not a curated record.